Hydatigera taeniaeformis is the source of this 504-nucleotide messenger RNA. The record is from the annotation of a GenBank genome assembly. NCBI's taxonomy places the organism in Eukaryota, Metazoa, Platyhelminthes, Cestoda, Cyclophyllidea, Taeniidae.
AUGUCUUCUACUGCAGAGAAGUUGCCUCUCAGUGACAUCUUUCCCCUCACCUACAGGCCCUUCGGUAAGCAUUGGUAUCCGGCGCCACGAAGACCUGUCACCUAUCUCCGAACCUACUAUUCAGCAAAUAUACAGCGCUGCUCAUCCCAUACUUGGUCCCAUGCCCUCGAGAAGCCCAUCCCUGAAGAACACAUCGACUGCAGAAAACUGAUGCAAAGGUAUGCCUUCGUCCACCGCUGUCCCAUUCCCGAAGAGGAGAGAGACAACAACCCUGUCGGAUUCUGUGAUGAGCAUUUGGUCGAUGGUAGCGGACGAAGUGUGCACAAAGUGCGAACAGCCCUUGAUGGCGAUGAAAUUGACAUACCAUUGUACACAGUCAGACAUGAAGCAUUCAGAUGCUGUGAAGAUGUUUACUUGAAAAAUGGAACAACUGAUGCCCACACCUGUGCUUUGACUUCGGCGCGUUCCUCCUUUUUAUUUGCAUAUUUUGGCGAGUCCUACUAA